UCAAAGUAUCGCGAGAGCGAUUCGAAUGCAUUGGAUCCGUGUGCUCUCUUAUCGCUCGCGCUGUAGCUACCUUUUUGUCAUACAGUGAUCAUUCUGUGCAGCACUGUUUCAAGUCGAACGCGCCUAGACAGAAGUAGCGGACUUUUAAAGCGGACAACUACGACACUAAAAGGGCGGAGCCGAAGGAGGUCACUAUCGUCUUGACAACAUUGGAAACUAUAGGGGGCUGGUCUUAAAAAUUGUGUAACUGAGAUAUAUAACCAACGACUUAUAUAUGUGACUAUUCUGUGUUAAGAACCGUUAUAGACAAUGCGGUAGCGCGUUGUUGUUUUAUGAGGACAGAUUUAUUUAAUAUACUCGGCACCAUUCACCUCUUUUAAUAAAGCGGUGAUAGUGACGCUGGGUUAGGCAGCAAAUUGGAACAGUCUAAAUCUGAUUCGUAAAAAAAAAAAACUGUCCGCUAUUUUAAAAACUGAUUGUAUGUGUGUAUGAAACGUUUGUAAUGAUGGGAGUCGGAGCUGAUAACAAAACCGUGAGCACAUCCAGUAAGUUUACACUACAGCCGUCUGAAGAGGAAAAAGAGGAGGUAGAGAUCGACAAGAUGACACCCGGCAGUGCUGAAGCCACGAGGCUGCCAAAAGCUGAACCCCAGGAGACGGAGACAAGAGAAAUGUGGGGUCGGCGCCUGGAGUUCGUGCUCGCCACCAUCGGUUAUGCUGUGGGGCUGGGAAACGUGUGGCGCUUUCCGUACCUGUGCUACAGGAGCGGGGGAGGUGCUUUCUUGAUUCCCUACAUGAUCAUGUUGUUUCUCUGUGGUAUCCCACUGCUGUUCAUGGAGUUCACUGUUGGGCAGUACACCCGUCUGGGGCCGGUCCACGCUCUGGCUAAAAUAUGUCCCCUUUUCAAAGGUGUGGGUCUUGCCACAGUGGUGAUUUCUUACGUGCUCUGCACCUACUACAAUGUGCUCAUGACCUGGGCUCUCUACUACCUGCUUCACUCCUUCAGCCCCUCAUUGCCGUGGCAAUCCUGCAACAACACAUGGAAUGAAGUUGGCAACUGUUCCACCGGUUUUCCUGGCAAUGCCACACAUCUGAAAUCCGCCAGUCAACAGUUCUUUGAUCAUAAGGUGCUAGAAAUGACCGCAGGGAUUGAGCAUGCUGGAGGGAUUCGUUGGGAACUCUUUGGUCUUCUAGUUCUGGCCUGGGCCAUUGUUUAUUUCUGUAUCUUUAAAGGGGUCAAAUCCACUGGAAAGGUUGUGUACUUUACUGCCACAUUCCCUUAUUUCAUACUGUUUGCAUUGCUGAUUAAUAAUGUUCAAUUGCCUGGAGCAAAAGAUGGUAUCCUCUUCUUCCUCAUGCCGAACUGGAGUAAACUCUUGGAAGUCCAGGUGUGGGUCAAUGCUGCUGCUCAGAUCUUCAACUCUAUUGGCAUUUCCUUUGGUUCUAUGAUAUCCAUGGCCAGUUACAACAAGUUCAACAACAACAUCCUCAGGGACACAUUUAUCGUCUGUCUGGCUAAUUCAGCCACUAGUAUCGUGGCUGGGUUUGUCAUUUUCUCUGCCAUUGGGUACAUGGCCCACAUUCACAACCUCCCUGUAGAUGACAUUGCCACUGAUGGGCCUGGUCUGGUGUUUGUGGUGUAUCCUGAAGUUUUCUCCACUAUGCCAAUCUCUCAGCUCUGGGCUCCUCUGUUUUUCAUCAUGUUACUGUGCCUGGGACUGGACAGUCAGUUUGCCAUGGUGGAGGUGGCUGUGACGUUCAUCAUGGACGGAUUUGGCAAGAAAAUAUUGCCCGUUUUUAAGAGAAAGGAGCUGAUCGUUCUGGCAGUGUGCAGCUUUGGGUUUCUGCUGGGGAUUCCUCAUAUUACUAGGGGUGGGAUAUAUGUGUUUCAACUGAUGGAUCACUACACAGCUGUGGUGUCUCUAAUGUUUCUGGCCUUCUUCGAGGUGCUCGCCAUCACUCUCAUAUUUGGAGUGAGACGGCUCAGUAUAAUGGUGGAGAAUAUGCUGGGAAAGAAACCAAACCUCUUCUUCCGUGUUUGUUGGCAGUUCCUGUCACCCAUGCUUGUGCUGGGUAUUCUGAUCUCCAGUAUUUUUCAGUAUACUCCAGCUCGAUACGGUAAGUCUUACAAAUACCCGUUCUGGGCAGAGGUGGUGGGCUGGUUCAUCUCUCUCUUCUCCAUCAUCUGGAUUCCACUUGGGGCUCUACAUGAGCUUUGGACCACAGAAGGGUCUCUGCUACAGAGGUUGAAAAAGUCCAUAACACCAACUUUAGAUCUGGAGUCUGUUUCAGAGAAGCCAUCUGCUGAGUCCAUAGCGCUGUUCACGGUUGCUUAGACGCUAUUGUUUGUGGUAUUAUUGUUUUUGGUAUGUUUACUCAUUAGAAGUACAAAGUAGCUUUGCUUAAACUGUAAAAACUAUCAUUUUAUGUUUUAUUAGUGUUCAUAUUCUAUUUAUUGCAUUUGAGAUUAAUGCUGAAAAGAACAAACACCAAAAAGGUCCCAGAAUUACAAUUUUGCAUUAAUACUGAUGAAAAUCUGUUUUUUAUUGCCUAAUUGAAUAACUGUAUUACAUGUAUUUAUUUGAUUGUCUGACAGAUGUUGUUUUUUUUAUGUAAAAAGAUUAAGAGAAUUUAUUCAUAUUUUUCUUCAGGAAAAGAAAAAUGUAAAAUAUAUGAUGAUUUAAUGAGAGAGAAAUUAGAAGAUUUUGGUUUUCUCCGUUAUUUAAACUUUAAAAUAAUUAUUCACUGAGCUUGAAAUUUGAUGGAAUAUAUCUUUUCAUACACUGAGCUGAAUGACUGACGAACCUUUGAAUUUUAAACAGUUCAAAAAUGGAUGCCAAUGCACUUACAAAUGCCUGUUUUCAUGAAACUCAAAUGUCAACAUCAAUUUAUUGUGGGUACAACAGCAUUCACUCUCAUGGGCUUUAACUCAUUCAGAUUCUAUAGAUUCUAAAAAAAGAAAUACAGAGUGCUGCUCUCAGAUGCCUUUUGUGUUCACAGUGAACCAAGGUUAUAUGAAUUGAACUCUACAUAUUCAGCUGCUUAUGAUGACUCAGCUUUUGCUCUCUACUUUGUAACUUGAACUGUUGCACAUACUUUAAAACACUUAGCCCAACUUUACAGAAAAAAGAGGAAAAGGAUAAAGGAUGCAAGUAAAAAUGGAUGACCUUAUUAGUAAGCACUUUCUGAUGUCAUCCAUAAGGCUUAUGCAUUCUGAUAUAGAAAUUCUACUAAAAUCCAUGUUUGCUAUUUUUAAUAUUUUUAUUUUAGUUUUAACUAUUUUACUACUAUCAAUAUAGUUCAGAUGGGGUAUAAUGCUUAAUUUUGAACUCCUAAUAAUGUAAACUUUUCUGCCCCUCCCCCCAUCCCCACCCCACCAAAAAAAGUGGCCUUUAUAUUAAAAAUGCAUAUUUACAAAGAAAAUACUUUUGUUUUAAGUGCAACUCGAGGACUGAUUAUUAAAUUGUAUUUUUUUUUUUACAUCUACAUAUCAGAAUGAAUGCUUAUUUUGUGUAUAUUUUGUUGUUAAUGAAACCACAGAAGGAUAAUCAUUCAAACUGUUGUUGCUGUUGUUGUUGUUGUUUGUCAUUAUAAACUGUCUAAGGUGAAACAUUUUUGUAUAUUUAAAAUUGUCGCUUUUAUGUCAUGACUGGCAGUUUUUUAUGCAAGUGCUCUCACCAAAAUAAAAGUCUUUGUUGUCAGUUUCA
Carassius auratus (goldfish) is the source of this 3706-nucleotide messenger RNA. Its product is annotated as sodium- and chloride-dependent GABA transporter ine-like. Gene Ontology annotation, biological process: amino acid import across plasma membrane; nitrogen compound transport; sodium ion transmembrane transport. Lineage: Eukaryota; Metazoa; Chordata; Actinopteri; Cypriniformes; Cyprinidae. Gene Ontology annotation, molecular function: amino acid:sodium symporter activity. The coding region runs from base 503 to 2335 and encodes 610 amino acids. Gene Ontology annotation, cellular component: plasma membrane. The transcript has 13 exons. The record is from RefSeq and is a predicted model, not a curated record.